Oreochromis niloticus (Nile tilapia) is the source of this 6855-nucleotide messenger RNA. RefSeq names its product mucin-5B. Gene Ontology annotation, cellular component: extracellular matrix. Bases 107 to 6658 code for a protein of 2183 amino acids. The record is from RefSeq and is a predicted model, not a curated record. Gene Ontology annotation, molecular function: protein binding. Lineage: Eukaryota; Metazoa; Chordata; Actinopteri; Cichliformes; Cichlidae. The transcript is spliced from 45 exons.
GGUGGUGAUUCAUGCAGUGUGUGUAUGUAUGGACAUUGCAUAUAUAAGGGACGGAGUGGGGUGAUUGGGCACAUCCUCCUGGUUGCACUUGCACGGAAAGAAGAAAAUGACCCCACAGCAACGGAUGCUGUCUGUCUGUUUUUUACUGGUCUCAGUUUUUGGGACCGGUGGAUCAGUGACAACAACAGAAACUCAGAAAUUUACUUGCAGGACGUUUGGCAGUGGAGUAAUCCAGCCAUUCAAAGGCUUGGGUUACUACGUGAGGUCCAAUUGCCCGUUCACUCUCACCCGCUUCACCCACAAUCGUGUGGAAUACGACAUCACCAUACAGAGAGGAGACAACGGGCUGCUGGUUCAAGUCGAGAUCACAAUGAACAAAGUCCGGACUGUUCUGCAGAAUGGAAGCAUCCUGGUGGAGAAGAAAAGUGUCUCCCUUCCAUAUGAUCACACCUACCAGCAUAUUUUUCAGUACGGGAUCUACACUAGACUGAGGAGCUCCCUGCUUCCACUUUCUGUCACUUGGCGUAGUGUACCUGGAGGAAUAGACAGUUUGUGGGUGGAGCUGCAGCAAGAGCUGAGCACUGGCAUGACUGGACUGUGUGGAAAAGACAACGCAACAAGCAACAACCAGCAGCUGAUAACAGAGAGCACGCUUACCCAAGAGACGUGUCAAACGCGAGAUCCUGUCUUUGUCACUAACCCAGUAUGCAGAAAGUUCUUUUCCUACACCUUGGAGUGUCUGCAAGUUAAAACACCACAUUAUAUCCAACUCUGUGAAGCGAACUUUUACAGCUAUGAAAAGAGCAAAUACGUUGGCUGUGCUUUCUUCAAAGAGAUUGCCCUGCACUGUGGAAACAACAGCUAUGUGUGGCAGAAAUGGAGAGCUAUAACCAAAUGUGCUGAGCCGACUUGUCCUGGAGACCUGGUAUAUAAAGAAGAGGGUGAUGCAUUUAUUCCCAGCUGCUCCAACCCUAACCCCAGCUUUUCCGGCCAGGCUAUCACCAGCACCUGUGUCUGUCCAAAGGGUAAGGUGCUUGAUGAUCAUGCAGAAGACCUUCACUGCGUGAGUGUGCCUAGCUGCCCCUGUGUCUUCUCUGGUAGGACUUACUUAACUGGAGACAUACGUAAAACUAAGUGUCAGGCAUGUAUAUGUGAUGGUGGAAGAUGGCAUUGCUCUGAGAAUUCCUGCCCAGGCGGAUGUCACAUUGAAGGGCAGUUUGUAACAACAUUUGAUGGCAAAAAAUAUGUUGUUCCUGGUAAAUGCACAUAUGUGGCCUCACAGGGCUUAAACUGGACAAUAAAUGUUGAAUUUUCUGGGAAGCAUGCAUCUAUAAAAAGAGUCAUUCUCCAGAUUUUCCAGGAAAUGUACACAUUCACACACAACAUGGUUAAAUUUGAAGACCAAGAAAUUACUGAACUUCAUCAGUCUGAUCGUGCCCUGGUUUUCUGGCAGUCCUCUAUGUAUGUUGAAGUCCAUACAUCCUUUGGUAUGAAGAUCCAAGUCCAGGUGUCUCCUGAAAUCCAACUUUACAUUACACCACCAGGAAACCACACAGGCAUGAUUUCAGGUCUCUGUGGCAACAACAACAACGACACCACAGAUGACUUCACCAGCAGCAGCGGGAUCAUCGAGAACUCACCUGAACCUUUUGCGCUGUCCUGGAGCGUGGGCCCUUGUACACCGAACAUACCGCCAACCUGCAUUAAUACCGACAACGAAAUAUUUGCUGAUGAAAAGUGUUCUGUCUUGAACAACCCAGCUGGGAUAUUUGCAAAGUGCCAUGGCUACAUCCCAACUGAUCAAUUCCAUACGGCUUGCAUCCUAAGAACUUGUAACUGUGGCACCAGUUUGGUCCAGUGCUUGUGUGUUGCUCUGGGCAACUAUGCCAAAGCAUGUGCCAGUCUUGGAGUUGAACUUGGUGACUGGAGGAAGGCUACCAACUGCUCACUGACAUGUGAAAAGAACCAAGAGUUCUCCUACAAUGUGCGAGCUUGCAACCAUACAUGCCGCUCCCUGUCUGGUCCUGAUCUUCGCUGUGGGCAGGAAGAUGCUCCCGUGGAGGGCUGUGGCUGCCCAGAAGGAACCCACCUGAACCAAGGACAAAUCUGUACUCCAAAGACUGAAUGUGUAUGCCAUCAUCACGGUGGUAUAACGCCACCAGGGCCUGUUGUUAUCGAUGGACGACAGUGCGACUGUAAGAAUGGAAAACUGCACUGCUCCGAGGACUGUGGCUGCAGGAAUGGGAAGGUGUGCGUGCACUGCUCAGAAUACCCAGUUAAGACAGCUCAGAAAACUUGCGACAGUCUCAGCAAACCACUGGUUGCCAAUAUGACUUGUGAGAGUGGCUGUUAUUGCCCACAUGAUCAAUAUGAAGAUCACCAUGGAAACUGUGUGUCAAGGGACAACUGCACCUGUGUGUACAGUGGUAAAGUCUUCAGGGCAGGAGAGACUGUUAAAACCAACUGUAAAAAAUGUGUCUGUGGUCAGGGUCAGUGGGACUGCACAGAUGAGCCGUGUCCCGGGACAUGUCAAGUCUAUGGAAAUGGACAUUAUCAGACCUUUGAUUCUAAAUGGUAUCGCUUUGGUGGUCACUGCCAGUAUACACUUGUAGAGGAUUACUGCGGAAGUCAAAACGGCACCUUUUCUCUCCGAGUGGAGAGUGUGCCCUGCUGUGAUGAGGCACUCACCUGUUCACGCUCCAUCAUACUGGAUUUGCAGAGCAAAGUCACCCUUAUCCUGAAUGACAUGAGAGUGACCAAGCAAAUCCAAAAAGGCUGGACUUUGCAGCAAGAUCCACUUUACACAAUACACACAGUGGGACUCUAUAUCAUAAUCUCAGUGCCCAGCAAAGGUCUAACUCUAAUAUGGGACAAACACACCCGGAUCACCGUAGAACUUCAUUCAGACUGGAGGAACAGAGUGUGUGGCCUCUGUGGGAAUUUUGACUCCAACGAGCUGAAUGACUUGCAGAUAAGUGGCUCAGCAGUGGUUUCUAGUCCAAUGGCCUUUGGCAACAGCUGGAAAGCAGCCACUCCCCCUUGUACUGAUGUGACCACUGAGAUAUUUCCAUGUGAACGCAAUUCCUACUGCUCGGCCUGGGCCCAGAGGCGCUGUAUGAUCCUUAAAGGAGGCACUUUCAAAGACUGUCACUUUAAAGUGGAUCCAGAGCCCUACUACCAUGCCUGUGUGCAGGAAUCCUGCUCUUGUGAGUUUGAAGGGAAAUUCCUGGGUUUCUGCACAGCUGUGGCAGCUUAUGCAGAGGCCUGCAGUGACCAGGAUGUCUGCAUAGAUUGGAGGACACCUGAUAUGUGCCCCGUCUACUGUGACUACUACAAUGAGAAGGGCCAGUGUAGCUGGCAUUAUGAAGCCUGUGGUAGGAUUCUGACCUGUGGCAAAGACUUCACUCAGAAGCUGGAAGGCUGCUACCCCAGAUGUCCAAAGGAAAAGCCGUACUAUGAUGAGAAUACUGGUGAUUGUACCACAUUGAGGAACUGCUCUUGUUAUUUUAAUGACACAAAUGUACGACCUGGACAAGUGGUGAAAAUAAACUCUUUUGAAUGCUCCUGUGAAAAUGGAACAAUUAAAUGUCCACUUCCGCCCACAACUACCACCACACCAAUAACAUCUCUCAAAACAACUGCUUCAACUACAAGUGAAACAACUCUGCUUUCUACUACUACACCAGUGAUUACCACUACCACAGUCUCAACUACCUCUGAAACAUGGUCCACACCCACUGCUACCUCUCUACUAACCUCACCUACUAGUAAAACAUGGUCAACAAUGCCCCCCACCACUGCUAUAUCAACAACUCCUGUGCCAACAACUACAGCUACUUCAACUACUACUGUAACAUGGUCCCCCACCACCUCUGAACCAAACACCACGACUACUUCAAGUACCAGCGAAACAUGGUCAACAAUGCCCACCACUACAUCUGCAGCAACUACUAAAACUAAAACUGGGUCCAGCACCACUGCUACAACAAUGACGACUUUUACCAACGUUUCAGUGACUGCUGAAAAUUGGUCAACUGCACUUUCCACCACUAAUCCAACAACUCUUUCAGCUACCACCAUUACCUCAAUAGCCCCUACAGAAGCUAACACAACUACAGCCACUAUCAGCACACUCUCCACAUCACUGUCAACUUCUUCAACAUCCACAACUCACUCGACACACCUUACAACAAUAACAGAGUCUACAACAGAGACUCCCACUGAAUCUGCUAGUACUGUACUUUCAACCUCUUACCUACCUACAAGUACCUCAUUCCUUAAUGCUUCAACAACACGGGCCACAGAAUCAGAGACAACAAACACAGUUACAUCAACAUAUGUCUCAUCACCUCCACCAUCUACAAAACAUACGCAGCCAACAGUCACUACACUUCAGUCCACCAGCACCUUUGCAACCAAUGCUACAUCUGCUGUAACCUCAGGUCUGACAGCUAUAAGCACAGAAGUUCCCACUGUAUUUACUACAACCACCCAACCUACUACCUCCCACUCUGAAUCAACAACAUCUAAAUCUACGUCGCCACUGAUAACUAAUGGUGUGACAACAUCUGGACAAACAGAAAUAACAGAAACAGGUGCUACAACAAUGGGAACCCAUAGCACUUCAGUAGGCACCACAACAUUUUCAUCUAUCAAUACAGAAUCCACAUCUAAAAUUAAUACAGGACCCCCAAUCACAGCAACACCACGUCAGAACACCUCCCAAGUAUUUCCCACAACAUUUGGAACACUUCAGCCAACAAGCACAUUUGCAACCAAUGCAACAACUACUGUAACCUCAGCACCAGUCUGUGAAUGUGUAGAUCUGAAGAAUAAAAAACACUGGAUUUGUGGUGAGACAUGGACAGAGGACUGCUUUGAUAAGCACUGUGUUGGUGGAAAGAUAGAGUUGACCCCAGUGGUUUGUCCAGAGUCUACAACUCUGGCCUGUCCCAGAGAACGAGCCGUAAAGGUCUCGGAUGGAUGCUGUGAAACAUGGAAAUGUGACUGUCACUGUGAGCUUUUUGGGGAUCCCCACUAUGUUUCUUUCCAAGGAAUACCCUUUGAUUUCUUGGAUCAGUGCUCCUACAUCUUGGUGGAGGAGCAGUCACCACGUCAUAAUCUGACCAUUGCUGUGGACAACUUUUAUUGCGUGCCGGGCCUGAAUGGCUCCUGUGCCAAAGGAAUCGUUCUGAAAUAUCAAAACAAUGUAGCUGCACUCAACAUCAACCCACAGUUGUUUGUAGUACAGGCUACACUGAACAAUGUGACAGUCCAACCACCAUAUGAAGAGAAUGGUUUUAGAUUUGAGACCACGGGGUACAUGGUGUCAAUUCAUCUCCCAGAGAUUCGUUCUUAUGUCUCCCUCACUCCAUCCUAUACCCUGGUUGUGAACCUGGCCAUGGAGCAUUUCCUCAAUAACACCCAGGGACAAUGCGGUGUGUGCGGUGGAGCAUCAUGUAUUCGUAAAGGAGGGCAGAUUGAGGAUGACACCUGUUGUGAUAAGACGGCCUAUGACUGGGUGUAUCCAGAUCCUCUGAAGCCUGCCUGUAAUUCUGCACCAAGGGAUGUACCCUGUCUUUCUGGGCCAACCUCAGUACCUCCUCCCCCACCUCCACCUCCCUGCCCUCCAAACCCAUUAUGUGAACUUCUACUCCACCCUGUCUUUGAAAACUGCAGCAACCACGUGGAUCUAAACCUUAAAAAGAAGAACUGUGAGUUUGAUUCAUGCAGGAACCUAAAUGGUUCUUGCUCUUCUCUGGAGCAAGCUGCCGGUGAAUGUAAAAGCUUUGGUUUCUGUAUUGACUGGAGAGGACUGACUAAUGGAAUCUGUGAUGUGCCAUGUCCAGAAGGAUUGGUUUACAGUGAAUGCAGCACAAAGAUGGAUGACUUCUGCUAUGGAGGCGUGCGCUAUCCUGGAGCUUUGCUUGAAAAAAAAAGCACAGGUUGUUUCUGUCCCGGCAACCUGACCAGAGCAGGAAGUCACUCAAACACCUGUUUGCCUGUUUGUUCCUAUUGCAAAGGACCAAGCGGAGAACCUAAACUUCCUGGUGAAGUCUGGCAGUCCAACUGCAAACUGUGUAGAUGUAACAACCAGACUAUGACUGAAGAGUGCUUUCCACCACCUCCUAAGCCAGCUCCCCUCUGUGGCCCCAAUGCAGUUUUGAUAAACACUUCCUGCUGUGGUGAUGCGAUUUGUGUUGACAAGACCUGCAGUUAUAAUGAGAAGAUAUACAAGGUGGGAGAUCAGUGGACAGAUCCUGCUCAUCCCUGCAGGUCACUGAAGUGCAGUAAAGAAGGCAUUCAGACUGAGACCAAAGUCUGCUCCAAUGAAAGCUGCUCUGAGGAGGACAGAAUCUGGGAUGACCAACACUGCUGCUAUACAUGUAACCAGGGCUGUGCUGCUAGGAUGUCCACCCUCAACAUCACCGUAGAUAACUGCACCACAGUCAUACAGAUGCCUGUGUGUCAGGGGAAAUGUGAAUCUCAGCCAAGGGUGGAGUUACAUGGUGACAUGUUGGAGCAGUACUACACAUGCUGUCUGGACUGGAUAUCAGAGAGGAGGCCAGUGACUCUGCUUUGCUCUGACCUCAGUACGAGACAAUACUACUACAAGCACAUCACCAGCUGUGCUUGUAGAUCUUGUGGCUCAAGCUGAAAAAUAAAACUCAGAUGAAAGAAAGAAUUAUUCAUUAGACUUUCACAUGAAAACUAAAUGUAUUAAAAUCUUGUUCCUUAUAUAAAGUAAAUGCUGAAUCAGUUUUAUAUCAAAUAAAGUGAAUGAUUAAAGCAUGUAUUCUUCUGUUUUCUUAAAUGUAAAAACCCCAUAAUAAACAUCAUCAAGAUUCCUACCCA